This is a messenger RNA of Cinclus cinclus, 546 nucleotides long. It is a transcript of the gene ATF3, whose product is annotated as activating transcription factor 3. The record is from RefSeq and is a predicted model, not a curated record. Gene Ontology annotation, cellular component: nucleus. NCBI's taxonomy places the organism in Eukaryota, Metazoa, Chordata, Aves, Passeriformes, Cinclidae. Bases 1 to 546 code for a protein of 181 amino acids. Gene Ontology annotation, biological process: regulation of transcription by RNA polymerase II. Gene Ontology annotation, molecular function: DNA-binding transcription factor activity, RNA polymerase II-specific; RNA polymerase II cis-regulatory region sequence-specific DNA binding. The transcript is spliced from 3 exons.
AUGAUGGUCCAACACUCAGGCCAGGUAUCUGCCUUAGAAGUCAGCGCCUCCGCAAUUGUUCCCACUUUGUCCCCUGCAGGGUCACUGGGGUUUGAUGAUUUCACAAAUUUAACCCCCCUGGUGAAGGAGGAACUGAGGUUUGCCAUUCAGAACAAGCGUCAGUUCCACAGGAUGUCUUCCACUUUGGACACAGUGACUGUUUCUGAAAGGCCAGUCGAAACAUCAACGCUGAAAACAGAGUUUUCUCCUGAAGAGGAUGAAAGAAAAAAGAGAAGAAGGGAAAGGAAUAAAAUUGCUGCGGCAAAGUGCAGAAACAAAAAGAAGGAAAAAACAGAAUGUUUGCAAAAAGAAUCAGAGAAGCUGGAAACGAUCAAUGCGGAAUUGAAAGCCCAGAUCGAGGAGCUGAAGAACGAGAAGCAGCAUUUGAUAUACAUGCUAAAUCUGCACAGGCCCACGUGUAUAGUCCGUGCACAGAACGGAAGGACACCUGAAGAUGAAAGAAAUCUUUUUAUUCAACAGAUCAAAGAAGGCACGUUACAAGGUUAA